AAAAAGAACAAACACAUGACAUCAAAAUCCAGUAACCGCAAUACAUAUACUUCUACUUCACCACAGUUUCGGUGAUUAAUCCAAUUGUUUAAUGUUUCCCUUUGAGAUUCAACACACACAGUAGUUAACCUUCAAAUUCCAUGUGAGUAUAUAUGUUUUGAACACUGUAACUAAUUUCCCUUUGAUUUCAAUGAUUCAAUUGAUUAUGUGCCACUAACCCUUUAUAGUUUAUUGAUCUUAUAUUAAGAUAUUUUGAUAAAAAUUUGAUCUUUUCCCCUCCUGCUAUAAACCCUUUAUUUCACCAUGUUGAAUCAUGGAUACAAAUUAAAGCCACGGAGUAGUGCUCACAUUUCCAUGGUUCAAGUACUUAUUAUGUCUUUUACAUUGAUGUUAAUGAUAGUGAUUCUCUUUUUAGUAUUUGAUAAUAUCAAUGAUAAUGUUGAUGUUGAUGUUAAUGUUAAUGUUAAUGAUAAUGAUAAUGAUGGUGUUAAACCAAGUUUCACUUAUGAAUCUCCUAAACAAAAGUGGAAUAGUUUUGACUCUUUGGUGAAAUUGAAUCCAACAAGAGAGUUCCGGAAUGGAACAGAUUUGAUAUGGCAAGUACCUGAAUCACCUAAAGGUGUUAUCUUUCUUGCUCAUGGAUGUAAUGGAAAAGCCAUAAACUUUUGGGACAAAUCCUUUGAAUGUUCUGAUUGUAUUGGUUUGCCUGAAGAAAGGUUGCUUGUACUUCAUGCUCUUGCUCAACGUUUCGCCGUUGUUACUAUUUCGAGUGAACAUAGAUGUUGGACUUAUGGUAAGGAAUUGUUGGUUGUUAAAGAUAUUCUAGAAUGGUGGAUUGGUAAGAGGAGGCUUGGAAAACUUCCUCUUGUUGCUUUAGGUGCUUCAUCUGGAGGGUAUUUUGUAUCUUUGCUUGCGACGGUGAAAAAGUUUAAUAGUAUUGUGCUUAUGAUUGCUGAAGGGAUGUUUGAGGAAAUCGAUAUUAAUGAGGACUACCCUCCUACCCUUUUUGUUCACAUGCCUAAAGAUCUUUAUAGGCAGCAGAAAAUUGAUGAAUAUGUAGAGGUUUUAAAAGAUAAAAGGAUUGAUGUCGGUGUUGUUGAAUGUAUGGAGUUUCCGUUGUCGCCGGGUACUUUAGCUGAUAGGAUUCCAGGUCUUGAUCAGACUCUUUCUAAAAUUUUGUUCGAAAUCUUUAAGGAAAAGGGUUUUGUUGAUCAAAAUGGAUAUAUGAGGAAAGAUGGACGGAAAACAAAAUGGAAAAAGGUUCUUGAGGAGAGGAAAAAUAUCUUGAUUGAUAAGCAUUUGAUCCCUCAUAUUCAGGAGGAGCUAAACCUUGCAUUUGCUUACCAUGAGAUGACAAGUGUGCAUUCCGACCAAAUUUUUAAAUGGAUCGAGUCGCAUAUGCGCUGAUUUCUUUCUGGUUGUAAAAAAUCUAAAGCCAAUGAGACAUGUAUGUCAUGGAAACCACUUGUAUAAUCAGAGGUAGAAUUUCUCACAGUAAAGAAACUUACAUUGGUAACUUUAUCAGAAAUCCAGUGUCAAGGGCUAGAAUUUCUCAACUAUGUAAUACUACCAGAAAAUUUAAAAGGUAUGCCUCUGAAUGUUAUCCUAGAUUUUGUUAAAAUUAAGAUCUUUCUGCCAUUUUUUUCUUUGAGAUUUGAAGCAAUAAUUCUCAGACUUGGUUAUUCUUGUUAAUUUGUAUACCCUGGUUAAUCAUUUGUUAUAUGACUGUAAAAUUAUGAGCCUGACUUGACUACUUGAUUAGUAUUAGCAUGCUCUUAAACAUGUUGUUGACAGCUAUCUUGGUAAAAUAAUAUGGAAAUAUUGUCUUAUAAAUUAUCUUGGUAAAUAUAGCAAUACUACAUGAA
Cicer arietinum (chickpea) is the source of this 1865-nucleotide messenger RNA. RefSeq lists its product as uncharacterized. The record is from RefSeq and is a predicted model, not a curated record. NCBI's taxonomy places the organism in Eukaryota, Viridiplantae, Streptophyta, Magnoliopsida, Fabales, Fabaceae.